Molecule: messenger RNA, 1353 nt
Organism: Caenorhabditis bovis
Lineage: Eukaryota; Metazoa; Nematoda; Chromadorea; Rhabditida; Rhabditidae
Source: the annotation of a GenBank genome assembly
AUGGAUGUGAACAUUGCUCAAACGUCUCUUGAUGAAGAGACAGUUGAAGCACAAAAUGCUCUCGUCGAUGCCACUGAUUUUCAUGAGAAAAUAUCGGAGAGAGGCGUUCACUGCGUUUCGAAUUGUCUUCGACCACUGCUUUUUCUUUUUCGAAUUCUCGCUGUAUUUCCGACUUCUUUGGAUAGAAAUGUUCGACGAAAAAGGAAUCAUUCAGCUAUUAUCAAGUGCAUUCUCUAUGUAAAUUAUAUCAUAAUCGCUGUUUUAAUCAACAUGUUUCUUAUAAAAAUGAAUUUGCGGAUAUUCUGGCUAUUUAAGGAGCGAUUUGGAUUGAUGCAUACAGGUACUGUGGCCAGUGUCAUAACUGGCACCAAACCGGUGAUUAGUGCUACUGUCAUCGUAUUCUCGGCGCUAAAAUUUCGGUCGCAUCAGAAACUGCUAAAGACAGUCGACAUGGUUGAUGUGUGCUUCAGAAGCGCAUUCAACGUCUCGCCACCACUUCGAAUAUACAAAUUUAUCAUCUUCUUCAUUCUACUUAUCGUCAUUAUUUCUUCGCUUUCGCUGAAAGUCACUGAGCACAUUUUGACCGAUCAAAAACUCGGAGAUUCGCUGCUGAUGGAUGCCUCAUUCAUUCUUGUUCCAAUUCUGACACUAUGGAAUACAAUUCCACUUCUUUAUUAUAAUCUAUUCAAUAUUCUUGUUCGAUUCUAUUGCCGAACUUUAAUUCGAUCAAUGAAUAAGGAGCACAAAAUACGUCAUUUCAGUUUGAAAUUUUACUAUGAGCAAUUCAUUCGGAUUACCAAUGUUCAAGAAGCAAUCGGCGACGUAUUCAAUCCAUUGCUUUUAUUCUCACUCGCGUGGUCAUUAUUCGUCCUUUGCCUCACCAUUUAUUUCUUAUCCGAAUCCACAUCGAAUCUUCGUGUGCCCAUAACCGAAGAGCAAGUCACUAAUGAGAUUCUCCGCAAUCGUCUCAACAACUCGGUGUUCGUUUUUAUUUGUUGGUCGACGUUCCAAAUUGUUAUGGCUAUUUUGCACAUCGCCGUCAUUUGCUCAACCGGAUUUAUGACCAAUGAAUGCACUCGACAAAUCGUCAACGCAGUCCUUCGAAUUGUUCCUGAUGCGAACGCAGAUCUUGAUAGAUUUCAAAUAUCAUGUUUUGUACAUAAAAUGACCACCCAAUUCAUGUGGGGAAUGACCGUCUGGAGGGCUUUUCCUCUUGAACGAACUACGUUUUUCACUCUGAUAUCUGUGAUCGUCACCUACUCUCUGCUACUAUUUCGGUUCAAAGAUGAUCUGGUUGUGAACCAUCCGACAAUUCUGAUCCUCAAUUCAACGUCCGUUCCGCCAUCCGGCUGA